Messenger RNA from Physella acuta, 1552 nucleotides. Its product is annotated as bolA-like protein 3. The record is from RefSeq and is a predicted model, not a curated record. NCBI's taxonomy places the organism in Eukaryota, Metazoa, Mollusca, Gastropoda, Physidae. Gene Ontology annotation, cellular component: mitochondrial matrix.
UUCUACUUUUGAUUCUCAGUCAAAUGUCAUCUCAAGAAUACAUGCAUUCAAACAGACUUAGUUUAUAUAGUUAGCUAAACUAAACAAGACAUUCGACUCAUUUUUUAAUUUCAUAAUACAAAUACUCUAAUAACACAAUAAACCAUAUUAAAAAUGCAAAGAAUUUUAUCUGUGUUAAGGUUUCAAGUCAGGGAUAAGUUGAAUAAAGUACUUUACCAGUCGCGUACUACAACUCCGUUGUGCCAGCAGUUGAGUACAACAUCAGAGGGUCAGGCAUCAGGGGAUCUCACGUCUGGGGAGCAGCACAUCAAGAAGAAGCUAGAGAAAUCUUUUCCUGAUGCCACAGAAAUACAAGUGGCUGAUGUUUCAGGUGGCUGUGGCGCUAUGUACCAGAUUUCUAUAGAGUCUCCACAAUUUAAAGGAUUACCCACAAUAAAACAGCAUCGGCUUGUUAACCAGGCCUUGGCUGAUGAAAUCAAAUCUAUGCAUGGACUACAGCUGACGACCCGGGCCCCAGACACAGAUAAGCAAUAGGAAAUAUAAUUAAUGAAUAAUUAAUUAACAGUUUUUGUUAAUGAUAUUUUGUUUUUAAUGUGUUGUAAACUUAGCAUAAAUUAUAAGGGGGAGACUUUACACUAUCAAGGGAAACAACCUAAACAAUAUGAGACUAAAUAAUUGUUUUGAUAGCUUCCCCUAGAAUCAAUUACUAAUACGAACUUGAAAUCCUUUUAUCCCAAGGAAGAGAAUUUUUUUUUACAGUAGAGCUUGUAUUUUAUUUAGGUGUUUAAUCGCCUAUACAAUAAGUAUAAUCAUAAACAGAUGCUUGCAUUGAUAGCAUAGUUUCUUAUGUUCAAGUAUAGAAUACCCAAUGCCAACUGUAUGCAUGAUGCUAGAGGAGAUGGCAAGUACAAACCAUUGUAGCCCUUUAAAUAACCAGAUGUAGUAACUUUUUGCUUCGUAAAUGGUGUGCAAAAGGGCUUUUUAUUCUUCAGUACACAGAUAUUUUUGUAAAUAAUGAUUACCUGAAAAUAGUAUCUGUACCUUGUUGAAUGAAGUUAGUGAUGUCAACAUUUUGGAUUAAUUGUAACACUUGAAAUUGUUAUCAAUAAUAUUUUAUGUGAGAUCUGUGUAGCUGACAAGGUCGAUAACCUAUUGGUAUAACUGGCUACUAACGUUGGUCUGUAGCAUCUAUAAAUAACUGGUAAUUUGUAUGUGGUAUAUCAGUUUCCUUCACAAAAUACAUUUAGUGUGGUUUUGAUGAUGUGUACAGUGUGUGUUUCACAAUAGUUUGUAUAUUGAGUUUAUGUGUGCAUGUGCGUGUGAAUGUUAGCAAGUUGUGGUAAUGUAACUAAUGUGUGUGUGGUGUAUCUAUGUGCCAGUGUUAAAGAUGUUUUAGUGUGUUUAUCAUUAAAGUGCAUCCAUUUAAUUUGUAAAUAAACUUUGAUCUAUAAGUUUUUUCACUGCAACAUGUUGACAAUUAUAUGUUUGAGAUUUUAUCUUCUAUAAAUGCUUAUUUUAGUACAUUUUUCAGUAUCAUUAAAAAAAUUGGUUU